AUGGAGGGCAAUGUGAGCGUCCCCCCGCAGGCACUGGGCGAGAUCCUGCACGCCCUGCACAAGCAGCGCAUCGACCUCGUCAAGAUCUCCAACCGCCUCAGCGAGGCCCCUCGGGGGCUGUCCGACCUGCUGCACCUCAGCCGCAGCUUCGUCACCCAGCUGUCCAAAUUCUUGGAGGAUGGGUCGGAGCUGUCGGAAGCGGUGAAGAUCCAGCUGCUGGAGGCGGAGGGAUUCCCGGGCGCGGUGGAGCGCCUGGGAUUCAACCGCCUGUUCAGCGACACGGCGACCGUCAAGGAGCAGCUGCGCCUGGCGGACGGCUACCAGCCCUACCUGGUUUCCCCAGAGGAUGGCCUGCGGGCACUGUUUGACAAGGCGGUGGAUUUGCUGGGGCCGCCUGUGAACGACCUGGUGGACAACGUCCACCUGACAGUGGCCCAAGCGGCAGAGGCGGCCGUGAGCAGGGCAUGCGAGGUGCCAGGGAUUGGGCCGCAUGCCCGGCCGCUGAUCCGCCUGCCGAACUUCGUGGAGGCCAUCCUGCCGGUGGUGCUGUCGGCGCUGCUGGAGCUGCGCAGCGAGGCGCGGAUGGUGGCGCUGUCGGUGGUGGAGAUGGAGAAGUCGUUCAUCUCGUGCUCGUUCUUCCGGUACAUGACCUUCCAGCGCAUACGGUCCGCGCAGCAGAGGGCGGACGAGGAUGAAGGUGAAGACAGCGGGGAGGAGGGCAGCGGCGGCAAGCCGCGGCCCCUGAAGAAUCGGAAGAACGGGGGCGGGGGCGAGGAGGACGAUUUCGCGGACGAUGCCGCCAGCGACAACAGUUCUGGGGAGGGCGGGGGCACGCCCCGGUCCAGCGCUGUGUACACCAGCGCCGACCUGUACUUCGGGAUGUCGGGGUACCUGCAGAAGAGCAGCUCGCACUCGCGGCACAAGACGGUCAAGGCGGAGGCCACGCUGUGGCAGAGGCGGUUCUUCGGCGUGAGGGAAGAGCUCAAGCUGCUGGAGUACUACGGGUCAGAGGAGUCGUUCCUGAAGGGAAUCAAGCCCAGGGGGCAGGUGCCCCUGACGGACUGCGUCGUGGAGGAGACCGACGGCGGGGGGCUGCCCAAGGGUACGCUGGCAAAGUCGGUGGAGACUCUGGACCGGGCGGGCGCCCCCAUCUCCCUGCUGCUCAGGAUCAGGCACAAGAACCCCCGGGUCAACCUGUACAAGAAUAGCCACGACUUGAUUCUCAGGGCAGAAAAUGCGGCCGACAAGUUCAGGUGGCUUCAGUACUUGAAGCAGAUCUGCUCUGACCCCCGUUCCGGGGCAAUGGUCUCGUCCGGUUGGGCAAAGGGAAAAAAGGACAAGGUGCCGCCUCCAGUGGAAGUGCCCGGUACUGUUUAUGAAGACGAGGAGGGCUACGAGAGCUAUGCGGACCCGAUGCUGGCGAGCCACGGCCUCGGCUCUGCAAUCUUCUGGUCCCACAUAUGCCGUGACGAGAACAACUCAUUGCUCCCCUCCCCAGGGCUGUUUCUGGAUGAGGGCUUGGAGAUCAAGCAGGACCUGGCUUUGAGGCAGCACACGCGCGACAUGCGGGCCUACACGAAGUUGGUGUGCGAGACAUUGGUGAUGACUGUCCCCAAGGUUGUGGUCCACUGCUUGGUGGACAAGGCACGCACGAAGCUGGGGCCUGUCAUCGAGGAGCACAUCCUGGGCAUGGCCACGGAUGUGCGUGAGGUCCUGCUGCAAGAGGCGCCUGACAUAGUGGAGUACCGAGAGAGGGUCAGGCAGCUCCUGCACGACGUGUCUGAGGCGGAGGACACUGUUAAGGAUGUGCAGAAGACGCGGCAGGCCGCGGCUCGUGAAGGCAAGAACCUUGGGGACGUCAUGCUGUCUGUGAAGGUGAUCGAGUUGGCGCAGAUGAUCAACCAGCUAAGGCCUGAUGCCGAUGGUCUGACAAGACGGUACAGCUUGAAGGUGAAGAAGCCGGCACCAUCCCCACCUGCUACGUCCCAGGAAUCGCCAAAGCCAGCCCCUGUACAAAGGCCCACUGGCGUGUCUCCAGCUCGUGCUGCACCUGCCCGCCCUGCACCACCAUCCCAGCCGCCUAGCUUGGCGCGUCCGAGCUCUGGAGGCAAUCUGCCAGCACAGGCAGCCACAGCACCAGCAGUGGCGCCUAGGAGACGCGCCCCUGGGCCACCGCCUGGUCGUUCUCAAAACCAGAACGGCACCACCAAUGGUGCGUCUCCUGCGGCGGCCUCACCACCUCCACAGCAGAACCGGGGCGGGUUGGGGUUCUUUAGGAGGUAG
Messenger RNA from Ostreobium quekettii, 2283 nucleotides. NCBI's taxonomy places the organism in Eukaryota, Viridiplantae, Chlorophyta, Ulvophyceae, Bryopsidales, Ostreobiaceae. The record is from the annotation of a GenBank genome assembly.